Mercenaria mercenaria is the source of this 1084-nucleotide messenger RNA. RefSeq lists its product as uncharacterized. Lineage: Eukaryota; Metazoa; Mollusca; Bivalvia; Venerida; Veneridae. The transcript has 4 exons. The record is from RefSeq and is a predicted model, not a curated record. The coding region runs from base 22 to 855 and encodes 277 amino acids.
AUAAACACAAAGCUGAAACAAAUGGCCUGGAAAAAGGAUGAUAUCGAAAAGCUUAUUGAAUUAUACCAUUCCCAAACAGAUUUAUGGGAUAUAGAAAACCCAAACUAUUCAAAAAAGGAUUACAGAUUGAGGAGUUUGGAAUUAUUAAAAGAAAAUUUGGAUAAUCAAUACACAGAGAAUGUCAUAAUUCUUGCAAAUACAUUUAACUCAUAUGACACACUUGGAAAAAUCAAUACUAAAAUCAAACAUCUUCGAUCUUACUAUGCUAAAGAAUUGUCAAAAGUUCGAAAAUCUACAAAGAGUGGAUCUGGCACGGAUGAUGUCUUCAAAAGCAAAUGGCCAUACUUUGCCAGCCUGGAUGCCUUUCUGAAUGCACAGAUUACUCCACGACAGUCGACUAGCAAUUUGGAUUCACAGACUGGAGAUGAGGAAGCUGAAGAGAGAGACACUGAAGACACCCAGAUCCCAAAACCAAAGAAACAUAAGUCUGGACCUGCAGCAGCUAUGGCAGAGGCUGUGAAUGUUCUGUCUGAGAUAAGAACAAGGUUUUCACAGGGAACAUCAAGAACAGAGGAUACUAACACAAACGAGGAAGACACAGUUUUUGGAAAAUAUCUAACGAAUGAAUUACGGAAAAUCAGAGAUCCUUUUCUUAAGAAUAAUGUUCGUUUGAAGCUGCAAACUGUAAUUUUUGAAGCACAAGAGCAAGCCCGUUCUUCACCAAGCCUAACAACAGAACGGCAAAUAUGGAGACCUCAGGUUGCAGACAAUAUGUCACCACAGCCGACAGGAAUUAGAAGAAUUUUUAGUUUGCCUUCUGUUCAUGGGAAUGAAUCAAAUGAAAGUUCUCAGUAAUUAUAUUCUGCUACUUACACUAACUUGUAAAUCAAAAUUAAUCAGACUCAUAUAUUAUGUAAUACGUAAAUAGCUCUCAAAGAAUAACAUUUAAAUGAACAACUGAAAUUCGUUACCUUGAUAUAGGUACUUCUAGGAACAUUGUAUAUUGCUUGGCAAGUUUCAGGACUUAUUUCAGAAACAGUUGUCGCUGGAACUCUGUACAAGUAUUGUAGUGUUGCAUAACUGU